UAAGAUCAUACAAAGUGUGACGUUAUGGCGGAGGACAAGAGGGAACCUGACUGGUACCUGGCCCUGAUGGCACCAAACACGAGAGGACCAGAAUUCUGCUGGCUAGAUCCCACUGCCAUGUACAGGCAUGCUGAGGCUUUUCACCAGUGUAUAGCAGACAUGACAAAGGACUUCAAUCCUGAUGAAAUAGACCUGGUGGCUGGGAUAGAUGCUGCAGGUUAUGUUCUUGGUGCUGCCAUAGCCUUUCACCUGAAAAAGGGAUUUCUCGCCAUACGUAAGUACGGACACCUUCCUUCAGAAGUGGACGAUGUCAGCUUCAAGGACUACUCCAAGAGGGAAAAACGUAUGGAAAUUAGGAAGAAUGCCUUCAGGCCAGGUACAAGGGUGCUGAUUGUGGACCAGUGGAUUGAGACUGGAGGGAGCAUGACUGCUGCAGUGGAGCUGGUGGAGAGACAACAGGGCAUUGUGGCAGGAAUUUCCUGUGUCUGUAUUGAAGAACAGGAGAGAGCGAAGAAACUUAUGGAGAAGUACAAGUGUGUGUCCUGUGUGAGGUCUAAAGAACUACAAGCUCAAGUUAAUGCUCACGACCUGGAAAGCUUCAAGACAUACAAACCUUUGUGAUAUGGAAAAAAAAGAUACUUGAUAUCCAUGAUCAUGAUAUCCAUGGGUUGGACGUAUCAUGGUUCUUGAGUGCUACUGCAUGAUUUUAUUGCAAGUUUGAUUGAAAGAAAGCUAUAAAACAUGGAUAGAGAAUGGGUAGUGAAGUGCU
Branchiostoma belcheri (Belcher's lancelet) is the source of this 769-nucleotide messenger RNA. Its product is annotated as adenine phosphoribosyltransferase-like. Lineage: Eukaryota; Metazoa; Chordata; Leptocardii; Amphioxiformes; Branchiostomatidae. Gene Ontology annotation, molecular function: adenine phosphoribosyltransferase activity. The record is from RefSeq and is a predicted model, not a curated record. The transcript is spliced from 5 exons. The coding region runs from base 25 to 621 and encodes 198 amino acids.